Prosopis cineraria is the source of this 1215-nucleotide messenger RNA. Its product is annotated as peroxidase 16-like. The record is from RefSeq and is a predicted model, not a curated record. The transcript has 3 exons. Lineage: Eukaryota; Viridiplantae; Streptophyta; Magnoliopsida; Fabales; Fabaceae. Bases 18 to 1040 code for a protein of 340 amino acids. Gene Ontology annotation, biological process: response to oxidative stress; hydrogen peroxide catabolic process. Gene Ontology annotation, molecular function: peroxidase activity; heme binding.
GGGCACACGCAAUACUGAUGAAGCAUCGAUCAUCAUCAACAUUAUACAGCGUAGCCAAAGCUGCUAUGGAAGGUCAUAGGUUAGUAGUGGUGAUGUCCUUGCUCGUGCUGCUCACAUGUGGAAGCUGUUCAGCUCAGCUGAGAAAGGGCUUCUACAGCAAAACAUGCCCUAAUCUUGAAAAAUCUGUUCGUUCUGCUGUUUCACGCAAGUUCCAGCAGACCUUCGUUACUGCUCCCGCCACUCUCAGACUCUUCUUCCACGACUGCUUCGUCCGGGGAUGCGACGCAUCGGUGAUACUGGGGCAUAAGAACGCAGAGAAGGAUCAUCCAGAUGAUGUGUCACUUGCCGGAGAUGGCUUCGACACGGUGGUGAAAGCCAAAGCCGCCGUUGACAGUGAUCCACAGUGCCGCAACAAGGUCUCUUGUGCUGACAUUCUCGCGCUCGCUACUAGGGAUGUCGUCAACUUGGCAGGUGGACCUUUCUAUGAAGUAGAACUGGGAAGGCGCGAUGGCAGAAUAUCCACCAUAGCCAGUGUUCAACGUCGUCUUCCUCAGCCAUUCCACAAUUUGAAUCAGCUUAACUCUCUCUUCUCCAUGCAUGGCCUCUCUCAGACCGAUCUCAUCGCCUUAUCAGGAGCACACACGAUAGGGUUUUCUCACUGCAAUCGCUUCUCCAACAGGAUCUACAACUUCAGCCCCAGAAGCAGAAUCGACCCGUCCUUGAAUCUUCAGUACGCUUUUCAACUCAGAAACAUGUGUCCCUUGAAGGUUGAUCCUAGGAUCGCCAUCAACAUGGACCCUGUUACUCCCCAGAAGUUUGAUAACCAGUACUUCAAGAAUCUCCAGAAUGGCAUGGGUCUGUUCACUUCUGAUCAAGUUCUCUUCACUGAUAAUAGGUCUAAGGCCACUGUUAAUUUGUUUGCUUCUAGUGAAGCUGCUUUCAAUUCUGCUUUUGUUUCUGCUAUUACCAAGUUGGGAAGGGUUCAUGUUAAAACUGGGAAUGAUGGUGAAAUUAGGGUUGAUUGCACUAGAAUCAACUAGAAGUUGAAGAUAACAUCGAUCAUGAUCGUGUUCGAUCGCUCUCAUCGAUAUUAUUUUCUAUUUUUUAUUGGGUUUUUUCUGUGGUGUAUUUUGUAAUAAUCACCAUUCUUCAUCUGUUCAAGUGUGAAGACCUUGGUUAUUAAGAAAUAAGAUAUCAUAUAUUUUGGUUCUUUAA